ACCCGUUUAAACUGUCUGUGUCAGCAUUAUUCUAUGCCCGCACGGCGCCGUGCGCUCCGAUAGCGGACCAACCACGACCGCUCGCUCGGUUCGCCAUUUUUCUCCAGCCAGUCCUGUUAUAACCGUCGCACGGGUCGCCCGUACUCGCUAUGGAAGCUCACGACAAAGCGAUCGUACUCAUUUUCAAUCCAUCCGAACCCGUUUAAAACAAAAAAACACCCCAACUAACCCGCCGACAGUGAUCAGUGACUUUAAUACAGAUUUCAGUGAAGUUUUAAAGUGUUGAAGCAGUUUAAAAGUUGUGUUGCAAUUUUAGUCCGCCUAAAACUUGGGUCGUGAUACAAUAGAGCUCUUGGUUUUCGAUUGUAAAUGUUGAACGGAGGUUUGUUUUGAAUUAUAAGUGGCACUUUCGAUUUGGACUGGACUUUUGUGUGGCGCAAAGCUGGAGGUAGUCCGUGGAAACUUGGCAGAAGGUCAAGCUCAGAAGCCCUGGAUUCCCUUUAAAAUCAACAUGGAUUCAGAGAGCCGGAGCGAGUCGGCCCUCAACAGCCCGACGGAGCCCGACGUGUCCUUAGCGGCCUCCCUUACGGACCCUAUAGAGGCCACAACGCUGGAGGAAGCCCGGAGGACCAUUAGAGACCUAAGAAUGAAGUAUCGCGCCCAAGCCCACCAGCUCCUAACCUGGAGGCGCGCUCAUCGCAUCCAAGAAGAUCUCGUCUCCCGUCUCCAAAUAGAGAAAGCCAACCAGCUCAAAUCCCUCUCCAGCCAGCUCCUCCUCUUCGAAUCACGCCUGGUCCGAAAACAGAAGGAAAUCUGCAACAUCAUCGCCGUCAGAGAAUCUAUCAUUGCCAAACAACAGAAAGCCAUAGAAGCCUUGCAAGCGAAACUACUAGAGAACGGAAUAGAACCAACACAAGCCAUCCCGGACUUCAGAGAAAUGCUCCAAGACACACAGAUCGCCGAUUUCGAUAGUCUCAACGAUUCCGAUUCAGCCGUCAUUAUGGAAGACGUCGAUUCAGACUGUAGCAAUCUUCCGCACGUACCACGCUUUAGAAACGCCGACUCGGUCACCAUCGUACGAUCCAUCUCGGACGCUAUCGAUCCUAAUUUAAAAUACAGCAUUAUCCGCCGUUCAAACGGCUUCCUCCGGCGUCCUGAGAUCUUAGAAACUGUAUACAGCGUUGAAGAAGAAGCCGAUGCGGACUCCAUGAAAGGUCUAAGUGCUCAGAACUCAACAGAAAAAGAGAUGAAAGACAAUAAGACGGACGAAGAAAAACAGAACGAAUCCACCAGCCUUCUCACACAAAGACGUGACAACUUCCGCAUGAGAAGCGUAGUGUUAACUGAAGCGCUCAAAAGCAUAGACGAUGAUAAGAAGAACGAGACCUGGGCGUACAGCUAUGUUCCAAAGAAGACCGCAUCAGACGACGAAGCUACAGAAAGCGACGAGGAAACGGAACGCAAUCCGGUAGUGACCUACAACCGUGUUAUGUCGAAUCAUCGGAACGUGACGAAACCAAAAGACGUGAAAUACAAGAGGAUAAAUAAAGCCAAGUCGAAAAGCUUAGAGGAGUUGCGGGGCCGGCUCAAGAACUGGGUCGACAAAGGGAAUAAGUUCGCAAACUUGACCUUGGAGCAUGCGCAGAGCUACGCUUAAAGUUCCUUUGCGACUAGUCGCAGGUUUAAGAGGAAAGUGGACGACGGCGUCCGCACGUUCUUCCCAUUAUCCUCUCUAGAUAUUUGGUUCGGAUUUUUAA
This is a messenger RNA of Cydia splendana, 1757 nucleotides long. RefSeq lists its product as uncharacterized. Lineage: Eukaryota; Metazoa; Arthropoda; Insecta; Lepidoptera; Tortricidae. The record is from RefSeq and is a predicted model, not a curated record. Bases 512 to 1657 code for a protein of 381 amino acids. The transcript is spliced from 4 exons.